CAUUGCCGGAGGAGCGCUCAUGCAAAUAUUUGCUGCUCAGUUCUGAUCUCUGUCUUUCAUACUGUAUAUUGACAGUGCGGUUGGAGAGUGGAUCGAAGCGCACGGCAACACCGAUCUCUUACUGAACUUCCUGCGAAACUUCUUUUUUUGGUUAUUUAGCAACUCAUGAAUUCCCCGCGUGGGCUGAUAUAAACCUUUCAACUAAAGGACCGAGCGCGUCUGCUCAGAUAGGAGAGCGCAAUGUCUGAAAUGUCAAGUUUUCUGCAUGUUGGGGAUAUUGUCUCCCUGUACGCGGAGGGCUCGGUGAAUGGCUUCAUUAGUACCUUGGGAUUGGUUGAUGACAGAUGUGUGAUAGAACCAGGAGCUGGAGACCUUGAAACUCCUCCCAAAAAAUUUAGAGAUUGUCUUUUCAAAGUAUGUCCAAUGAACCGCUACUCAGCACAAAAGCAAUACUGGAAAGCAAAGCAAGCAAAGCAGGACAAAGAUAAAAUAGCAGACAUUGCACUGUUACAGAAGCUGCAGCAUGCAGCUGGGCUGGAACAGAAGCAGAAUGAAACGGAAAAUAAAAAAGUACAUGGAGAGGUGAUAAAAUAUGGCAGUGUGGUACAGCUGCUGCACAUGAAAAGCAACAAAUACUUGACUGUGAAUAAGAGAUUACCAGCUCUCUUGGAGAAGAAUGCCAUGAGAGUAACUCUGGAUGGCACAGGGAAUGAAGGCUCCUGGUUAUUCAUUCAGCCAUUUUGGAAGCUAAGGAGUAAUGGAGAUAAUGUGGUGGUUGGGGACAAGGUCGUAUUAAAUCCAGUCAACGCUGGACAGCCAUUACAUGCAAGCAAUUAUGAGCUGCUUGACAACGCAGGCUGUCAGGAGGUAAACUCUGUGAACUGCAACACAAGCUGGAAGAUAAAUCUCUUCAUGAAGUACAGUGACCACAUAGAAGAUGUUUUGAAAGGGGGUGAUGUGGUAAGGCUGUUCCAUGCAGAACAGGAGAAGUUUCUGACGUGCGAUGAAUACAGAUCAAAGCUGCAUGUAUUUCUGCGCACAACAUUGCGUCAGUCUGCUACCUCAGCGACGAGCUCAAACGCACUCUGGGAGGUUGAGGUUGUCCACCAUGAUCCCUGCAGAGGAGGUGCUGGCCAUUGGAACAGCCUCUACAGGUUCAAACAUUUAGCUACAGGCCAUUACCUGGCAGCUGAGGAAAAUUCAGCUUACAAGGGAGAUGCCCCUGAUUCAAAAUUUGUGCAGGGAGAAUCCAGAACCUUAAAUCGAAGCAGCAAAAGAAAAGGAGGGGACAACGUUAGAUACAAACUAGUGGCUGUGCCCCAUGGAAAUGACAUUGCAUCUCUGUUUGAACAGGAUCCAACUACUCUGCAAAAAACAGAUUCAUUCGUUCCCAGGAAUUCGUUUGUGAGAUUGCGGCAUCUCUGCACCAAUACGUGGAUCCAGAGCACAAAUAUUCCUAUUGAUACCGAUGAAGAAAGACCAAUAAGAUUAAUGCUUGGAACCUGCCCAAGCAAAGAAGACAAAGAAGCCUUUGCCAUUGUCUCUGUUCCAGUUUCAGAAAUUCGGGAUUUGGACUUUGCAAAUGAUGCCAGUAAAAUCCUAGGGACAAUUGUUGAAAAGUUGGAGCAAGGAACUUUAAAUCAUAAUGAUCGAAGGUUUGCAAUCAAGUUAUUGGAAGAUCUUGUUUUCUUCGUUGUGGAAGUUCCCAAUAACGGUCAGAAUGUUCUAGACAUUGUCAUGACAAAACCCAACAGGGAAAGGCAAAAACUGAUGCGAGAACAAAACAUCCUGAAGCAGAUAUUUGGAAUCCUGAAGGCUCCUUUUGAGGAUAAAGGAGAAGGUCCUAUGCUAAAGUUGGAGGAGCUGGCUGACCAGAAGAAUGCCCCAUACCAGUACAUGUUCCGACUCUGUUACAGAGUACUUCGGCACUCACAGGAUGAUUACAGAAAAAACCAGGAACACAUUGCAAAGCAAUUUGGAGUGAUGCAGUCUCAGAUUGGUUAUGACAUUUUGGCUGAAGACACAAUUACAGCUCUACUCCACAACAACAGGAAGCUGCUAGAAAAGCAUAUUACAAAGACAGAGAUUGAAACCUUUGUCAAACUGGUGAGGAAGAACCGAGAACCCAGGUUUUUAGAUUAUUUAUCAGACCUCUGUGUGUCAAAUCAUGUCGCCAUUCCCGUAACCCAGGAGCUUAUUUGCAAAUGUGUGCUGGAUCCACAGAAUGAAGAUAUUCUCAUAAAAACUGAAUUGAGGCCAGUGAAGGAGAUGUCUCAAUCUCCAGAGUAUAUGAGUAUGGAGUACUUUGAAGAGGAAGUUUGGUUGAUCUGGACAGACAAAAUGAAUGAAGUCCAGGAGAAGAGCAUCAGACAGUUAGCUCAAGAGGCCAGAGCUGGUAAUGCUCAUGAUGAAAAUAUCUUGACUUAUUACAGGUAUCAGCUGAAGCUCUUUGCUAUGAUCUGUCUAGAUCGUCAAUAUUUGGCAAUUGAUGAAAUUUCCAAGCAGCUGAGUGUGGAUUUGAUAUUUCUGUGCAUGGCAGAUGAAACGUUGCCAUUUGAUAUACGAGCUUCUUUCUGUAAUCUGAUGUUGCACGUCCAUGUAGACCGGGACCCCCAGGAACUGGUAACACCAGUGAAAUUUGCUCGACUAUGGACUGAAAUACCUACAACAAUUACUAUCAAAGAUUAUGAUUCCAAUUUGAAUGACUUAAGGGAUGACAAGAAAAACAAAUUUGCUCAUACAAUGGAGUUUAUGGAAGAUUAUCUCAACAACGUGGUGAAUGAUGCUCUUCCAUUUUCUAAUGAGGAAAAGAAUAAGCUCACAUAUGAGGUGGUCAGCUUGGCCAGACAUCUGAUCUAUUUUGGUUUCUACAGCUUCAGUGAGCUUCUGCGACUGACCAGGACACUGCUUGGUAUUAUUGAUUGUAAUCAAGAUGCCAACAUUAUGGAUGCAAUGGAGCAUGAUGAGGGGGCUGGGAAAAGUAUGAAGAAGUCAAUCCAUGGAGUUGGACAGAUGGUAUCCACGAUGGUUCUAAGCAGAAAACAGUCUUUGUUUGGUCCUGUUCCACGUCCCAGUGUAAACAUGGAAGCCCAGACAAAGCCAAAAGAUAUUCCUGACAGUAAAAACAUCACUGUUAUGGAUACAAAGCUGAAAAUCUUGGAGAUUUUACAGUUCAUCCUUAAUGUCAGAUUAGACUUCAGAAUUUCAUACCUGCUGUCAGUCUUCAAAAAGGAAUUUGUUGACAGCAAUCCUAUACCAGAGAGCACGGCUGAUGGCGCCAUCGCUACAUUUAUGGAGUCGACAGUCACGACAGUAAACCUGGAUCGUAUUGGCGAGCAAGCAGAAUUAAUGUUCGUGGUUGGCAAAAACAGCAGUCCACUGGAGGUGGACGAUGAGGGAGGCACAGUGUUCCUGCGAGUACUCAUUCACCUGACAAUGCAUGAUUAUCCACCCCUUAUUUCUGGAUCCCUGCAGCUUCUUUUCAAACAUUUCAGCCAAAGACAGGAGUUGCUAGGCACUUUUAAACAGGUCCAGCUUCUUAUAUCACCUCAAGAUGUUGAUAACUACAAAGUGAUCAAAUCUGAUUUGGAUCGCCUGCGUACAAUGGUGGAAAAGUCCGAGCUCUGGGUAGACAAAAAGAGCAGCAGAGGAACUGAAGGAAAAACAGCAAAAUCAGAGGAGCCUGGUGAUGAUGCAGCUUUGGAGAAGACAUUAGGAGGGAAAAGUAGCGGGAAUUAUCAAGAUGUCAGAGAGAUUUUAGAGCGGCUGAAUAAAAUGUGUGGUGUUGGAGAACAAGUUAGGAAGAAACAGCAGAGGCUGCUGAAAAAUAUGGGGGCUCACAAAGUGAUGUUGGAUCUUCUGCAGGUACCUUAUGACAAGAAUGAUGUAAAAAUGUGUGAGAUUUUGAAGUACACUCACCAGUUCCUUCAGAAAUUCUGUGCAGGAAGUCCUGAGAACCAGACUCUUCUUUACAAGCACCUGAACCUGUUCUUGACUCCAGGGCUCUUGGAAGCUGAGACCAUGCAGUACAUCUUCAUGAACAAUUACCAGCUCUGUUCAGAAAUAAGCGAAACGGUCUUACAGCAUUUUGUGCAGUGCUCAGCAACUCAUGGCCGCCAUGUGAAGUAUCUGGACUUCUUACAUACCAUAAUAAAAGCUGAGGGAAAAUAUGUCAAAAAGUGUCAAGACAUGGUGAUGACAGAGCUGACUGGUGCGGGUGAUGAUGUUGUUGUGUUCUACAACGACAAGGCCUCGUUUUUGACCAUGUUGGAAAUGAUGAAUGCUGCUAGAGAUGGUGUGGAGGAAAACAGCCCCCUCGCAUAUCAUAUUUCGCUGGUGGAAUUGCUUGCAGCCUGUGCCGAGGGCAAGAAUGUUUAUACAGAAAUCAAGUGUACCUCACUGUUGCCUUUGGAGGACAUUGUACGAGUGGUCACCCAUGAAGACUGUAUAACAGAGGUGAAAAUAGCCUAUGUUAAUUUUGUGAAUCACUGCUAUGUGGACACAGAAGUGGAAAUGAAGGAGAUUUACACCAGUAACCACAUCUGGAAGCUUUUUGAGAACUUCACAGUGGACAUGGCUAGGGUUUGUAAUAAAAGGGAGAAAAGGCUUUCAGAUCCUACUAUGGAGAAAUAUGUGCUGACUGUUGUCAUGGAUACCAUCAGUGCGUUCUUCAGUUCACCAUUCUCUGAAAACAGCACGUCACUGCAGACACACCAGUCUAUUGCUGUGCAGCUGCUGCAGUCCACAUGCCGGCUUCUGGAUUGCUCAUGGUUGCAACAGCAGCAAAAGCCUUCAGUGGAAACCUGCAUUAGGACACUAGCUCUGAUGGCAAAAAAUCGGACAAUACCCCUCCCAGCGGACCUGGACACCCAAGCUCACACUUUGUUAAACAAUCAGUCAUUGGCGUCUCAGAGAAAUGCUCCAAACUGGAAAGCAAGCACCCGAGCUUUUCCUCGCUCUGCGUGCACACAGCAGCAGUGGGACUACAAGAAUAUCAUCGAGAAGCUACAGGACAUUAUAAUAACUCUGGAAGAUCGGCUCCGACCACUGGUGGAGGCUGAGCUCUCUGUUCUUAUUGAUGUCAUGCAUAGGCCGGAACUUUUAUUUAUGGAAGGAACAGAAGCCAGGCUGCGAUGUGAAAGUGGAGGAUUUAUCUCCAAGCUAAUUCAGCACACAAAGAAUCUCAUGUCAACAGAAGAGAAGCUCUGCAUUAAAGUUCUCCGCAGCCUUCAAGCAAUGUUGGUCAAAAAAAACAGCUAUGGAGACCGGGGAAAUGAAUUAAGAAAAACUCUUCUGAGCAGCUACCUUUGUGGCAAAAAAUCAAACUCGAAAGGCGACUCCAGCGAUCUGUGUUUUGGAGAUCCAGAUAAGAGUCAAGACUGGAACUCAAUAGUUCCUAUCCAGUGUCGUCUGGACAGAGAAGGAGCCACAAAGCUGGUUGCAGAUCUCAUCACAAGCUCCAAAAGUGACAAGAUUUUCCAGGAGAGUGUUUUAUUAGCCAUUGCCUUGCUAGAUGGAGGGAACACAGAAAUUCAGAAUUCCUUCCACAGUCUUAUGACUGGUGACAAUAAAUCAGAAAAGUUUUUCAAAGUGCUUAACCAACGCAUGAAAGUUGCUCAGCAAGAAAUCAAAGCAAAUGUUUCAGUCAACAUGAAUGACCUGGGAGGCAAAGUAACAAAGAAUGACCUGCACGAGAAAACAAAUCCUAUUCCUGGAGCUGGUCACAAAGGAAAAGAUGUCCACCAUUUUUUGGCAACUGCUCACAACAGGUCACAGAUGACCAUAUCAGGAGAUGCUGAACAUGGACAAAAGGAAGCUGAAAUCAGCCCAGCGGUGGCAAUAAUGCGACCCAUCCUACGGUUUCUACAGCUCCUGUGUGAAAACCAUAACAGUAACCUCCAGAAUUUCCUUCGCUGUCAAAACAACAAGACAAAUUACAACUUAGUCUGUGAGACUCUGCAGUUCUUGGAUAUUAUGUGUGGAAGCACCACUGGAGGCCUGGGGCUGUUGGGACUGUACAUCAAUGAACAUAACGUGUUACUUAUUAUUCAGACACUGGAAACACUAACAGAAUACUGCCAGGGACCAUGUACUGAAAACCAGACUUGCAUUGUAUCUCAUGAGUGUAAUGGCAUUGAUAUUAUCACUGCACUGAUCCUGAAUGAUAUCAGCCCACUCUGCAAGUACAGGAUGGACCUAGUACUACUGCUAAAGGACAAUGCUUCAAAGCUUUUACUUGGACUCAUGGAGAGUAGGCAUGACAGUGAGAAUGCAGAGAGAAUCCUCUUCAAUAUGAGGCCCCAGGAACUGGUUAACGUUAUAAUUAAGGCUUACCACCAAGAUGAAGAAUGUGACAAUUCAGAAGUUUCCCCAAGAGAUGUGGGACACAACAUUUAUAUUUUAGCCUUACAGUUGUCCCGUCACAACAAACAGCUCCAGCAGCUACUGAAGCCAGUCAAACGGGUACAAGAGGAAGUGGAUGAAGGUAUUUCAAUGCUUAUGCUGAACAACAUGCAAAUGCUGAAACCACGUCAUCAGGAGCAACACGAAGAGGAGGACCCCUUGACCUACUAUUCAAACCACACAGCACAAAUAGAGAUUAUUCGGAAUGACCGAAACAUGGAACAGAUUGUAUUCCCCGUGCCAAGUAUUUGUGAAUAUCUAACAAUUGAGUCAAAGCACAGAGUGCUCAACACCACAGAGCAGGAUGAACAAGGCAGCAAAGUCAGCGACUUCUUUGAAAAGACCAAUUUUUUGUACAACGAGAUGAUUUGGCAAAAGAAACUCAGAAGCAUGCCCCUGCUCUACUGGUUCUCCAGGAGGAUGUCACUUUGGGGCAGUGUCUCUUUCAACUUGGCUGUGUUUAUCAAUCUGGUCAUUGCCUUCUUCUAUCCAUAUGCAGAACCUACUUCAAUGGGGGCCCUGGACUCAUCUUUUCUCUCGCUUGUUUUUUGGGGUGUAAUAUGCUUCUCAGUAGUUUCUUUACUUUCCAAGAGAUAUGGCCUCAGACCAUUAAUAAUAGCAUUGAUAAUUCGAUCUAUAUAUUACAUUGGAAUAGGCCCCACCUUAUUAACACUGGGAUUACUUAAUCUCAUCAACAAAAUAGUGUAUCUGCUUAGCUUUGUGGGCAAUGGUGGGAAAUUUAUCAUUGGAUACAAGGCCAUGAUAAUGGACAUGGCAUUCCUUUACCAUAUUGGAUACAUAGUGACAAGUGUGCUGGGGCUCUUUGUGCAUGAGUUUUUCUACAGUAUCCUGCUGUUUGAUUUGAUCUAUAGAGAAGAGACUCUGUUCAAUGUCAUAAAAAGUGUUACACGUAAUGGCCGCUCCAUCCUCCUGACAGCUGUGCUUGCCCUCAUCCUUGUCUAUCUCUUCUCAAUCGUGGGUUUCCUCUUCUUGAAGGAUGACUUCAUUCUAGACGUUGAGAGGUUACCAAGCAGCAAAACAUCAGGUUUAUUUGCAGUACAAGGAAGCACAGUAAAGGAUUUCAUUAACUCAUGUGCUGCUGAUGAUGUUCAUUGUUCUGCAGGCAUCCAAGACGCUGAGUCACCAGAUGGGGAAGAGAGUGACAAAGAGCGUGCCUGUGACACUCUAUUGAUGUGUAUAGUAACAGUAUUAAAUCAUGGUCUGCGUAAUGGAGGUGGUGUUGGCGAUAUACUCAGACAGCCUUCAAAAGAUGAAGCUCUGUUUCCCGCCCGUGUUAUCUUUGAUCUGCUCUUUUUCUUCAUUGUUAUCAUCAUUGUAUUGAACCUGAUUUUUGGUGUUAUCAUUGACACGUUUGCUGAUUUGAGAAGUGAGAAACAAAAGAAAGAAGAAAUCCUGAAGUCGACCUGCUUUAUCUGUGGCCUUGAGCGAGACAAGUUUGACAACAAGACAGUAUCAUUUGAAGAGCACAUUAACAAUGAACACAAUAUUUGGAAUUAUUUAUACUUCAUUGUACUGGUUCAUGUCAAAAAGAAGACUGAUUAUACAGGUCCAGAGAGCUAUGUUGCUCAAAUGAUAAAGACUAAAAACCUAGAUUGGUUCCCACGCAUGCGUGCUAUGUCCCUGGUCAGCAAUGAAGGAGAAGGAGAACAGAACGAGCUUCGAAAUCUACAGGACAAGCUAUUCUUAACAAUGAAGCUUGUAACAAACCUCACAAACCAACUUACAGAACUCAAAGAACAGAUGACAGAACAAAGGAAACGCAGGCAGAGAAUGGGAUUUGUGGAUGUACAAAGCAACUCAUCAAACACAAACCAUCAGAUGGCUAAAGCGUGAUAAGUUCCACUGCACUACAACUAACUCACAUGUCACUGCCUAGGAAUGUUGUUAUUAUUGACGUCUUUCUUCACAAAAGAUAGCUGAGUGAUAGAUUAGAAUAAAACAAAAUAUUUUAGAGUUUUCUCUGGGACUGUGGAAGAGAUCUUAAAGCAAGGAAACUACAUUUGCAGACUGCAUAUUGGUUAAAUAAUUUGUAAAUUAAAAAUGAGUGUAGUUCUUGGGGAAGGGAUGUGGUUUUAUAUAAUGGGUCUGGUGAUGAUGUCACCGUGCAAUACUUUAUUUUAAAAAUAUGUGAUUAUUACUAUUUUCCUACUGUGGGUUAUAUAUAUUUUGAAAGUGUGUGAUGUAUAAAGUCAUUCAUUUCUGUGUUUUACGUUUUGGUAAAAUUGGAAAACUUGAAGAAAUCUACUGAUUACCUGCCUCAUGCAGGGAAACAUUAUCACUAUGAAACUUCCACUACUAACCUCCUGUGUAGGUUGCUGUAACAUGUUUUGAAUCAGAGUCAUUAAACUGCAGUGUCAACCCACAGGUUUAAUGCUGGAAUGGGAGACAGAACAAUAUCGCCUCAUAAUUUAAUCAGCUCGAGCUCCUCAUCCCAGAAUUGGACUUGUAUAUUCAUUCUCAGUAGCCAUUUAGAAAUAAAUACUUGGAACGUACACAGUGCCAGUGUUAAUAUUUGCUAUAUUCACCAAGAUGCACUGGCUACCACACUACCACUAAAAAUUCUCAGAAUGUGGAAUCUACAAGAAAUCAAUGUCCACUUGGCAGAUGACAGAUUGUUGGAUUCUAAUAAACUUUGUUCUAAAUUGUU
Carcharodon carcharias (great white shark) is the source of this 9070-nucleotide messenger RNA. It is a transcript of the gene itpr3, whose product is annotated as inositol 1,4,5-trisphosphate receptor, type 3. Bases 241 to 8256 code for a protein of 2671 amino acids. Gene Ontology annotation, cellular component: endoplasmic reticulum; membrane. The transcript is spliced from 58 exons. The record is from RefSeq and is a predicted model, not a curated record. Gene Ontology annotation, molecular function: inositol 1,4,5-trisphosphate-gated calcium channel activity; inositol 1,4,5 trisphosphate binding. Lineage: Eukaryota; Metazoa; Chordata; Chondrichthyes; Lamniformes; Lamnidae. Gene Ontology annotation, biological process: calcium ion transmembrane transport.